Baudoinia panamericana UAMH 10762 is the source of this 315-nucleotide messenger RNA. RefSeq lists its product as uncharacterized. NCBI's taxonomy places the organism in Eukaryota, Fungi, Ascomycota, Dothideomycetes, Mycosphaerellales, Teratosphaeriaceae. Gene Ontology annotation, molecular function: glutathione disulfide oxidoreductase activity. Gene Ontology annotation, cellular component: cytoplasm; nucleus. The transcript has 3 exons. Gene Ontology annotation, biological process: cellular response to oxidative stress. The coding region runs from base 10 to 315 and encodes 101 amino acids. The record is from RefSeq and is a predicted model, not a curated record.
UCCACAAUCAUGGCCGCAAAGACCAAGGCGCAAGACAUCAUCGACAACAAUGCCGUUGCUGUGUUCUCAAAGUCCUACUGCCCGUACUGCAAGGCAACCAAAUCACUGUUGAGCGAGAUGGGCGCAAAACCCUACAUUAUCGAGUUGGACCAAGUCGAUGACGGCGCUGCAAUCCAAGAUGCGCUUGAGGAGAUGACCCAUCAAAGAUCAGUGCCUAAUAUCUUCAUUGACAAGAAACAUAUUGGAGGCAACUCAGAUUUGCAGGGCAAGAAGAGCGAGCUACCAAACAUGUUAAAGGCGGCCCACGCCAUCUAG